Gongylonema pulchrum is the source of this 417-nucleotide messenger RNA. Lineage: Eukaryota; Metazoa; Nematoda; Chromadorea; Rhabditida; Gongylonematidae. The record is from the annotation of a GenBank genome assembly.
AUGAAAAGUCGGCCGCACGCUCACAGCCAUGGCGUGCGCAGCAUCACAUUUGUGCUUGCAAUAUCGUUCCACGCUGUCAUUGAAGGUCUCGCUUUUGGUGUCCAGGGCGAUAGCACGCAAAUUCUGACGCUGUUCAUCUCGUUAAUGGUUCACAAAGUGAUUGUUGCAUUCUCGAUUGGCCUGCAACUGGGUCGUACUCACGCACACUCACUGGGAUGGGUAUGCCUCAGUAUGGGUCUCUUCUCGAUCAUGACACCUUUAGGCGGCAUUAUUGGUACAUUCGUUCAAAGCGCUCAAAUAGACACACAAGUCAAGGCUUUCACCAUUCUCGUCUUUCAAGGACUUGCUGUUGGCACGUUUAUUUAUGUCACUUUUUUUGAGGUAAACUUCUUGCACUUCACUUUUUUUACUCCUUAA